Molecule: messenger RNA, 1815 nt
Organism: Dendrobium catenatum
Lineage: Eukaryota; Viridiplantae; Streptophyta; Magnoliopsida; Asparagales; Orchidaceae
Product: alpha-1,3-arabinosyltransferase XAT2-like
Exons: 4
Coding region: 1-1566 (521 amino acids)
Molecular function (GO): glycosyltransferase activity
Source: RefSeq, a predicted model, not a curated record
AUGGGGUAUGAGAAGACGCUUGCCCGAAGCUUUAGGCAAGCUGAGCCUCAAAAGCUUACUUUUGGAUUGCUUCUCGUAUGCUUCAUUGUUCUUCUAACUUAUCUUUCCAUCUCUAAGCCUUAUGAUGCCAUCCUCUCUGCCAUUAAUUUGAAGUUAUCAUCAGCUGAUUCAGCUCUGUCAGAUUUGAUGAACAAAGAUACAAUGAGCAACGUUUCAGGGAAAGAAAAUGCAAUUGUUGAGAGCAAAACUGCAGGCUGUAGUAAUAUUUCAAGCAAAUCAGUACACCUUUGCCAAAGUAAUGUAAUGCAAAGGAAUUCUUCUUCUGCUGAUAUUAGCUUUGAUCUUCCUCCUCUAAGUGAAGGAGAUGAAGUCAAAAAUAUCCAAUAUUUUGAUAUGGCCAAAGAUGAACCAAUCAUAAAUCCCGAAAAAUGGAAAUCAAUGUGCGAUUACUCCAACCGAAGAUCCGACGUCUGUGAAUUAACCGGCGACGUCCGAAUCCCCAUCAAUCAACGGUCAGUAUUACUAGUCGCCAAAUCCCAAUCCAACGACUCACACAAAAUCCGCCCUUACGCCCGCAAAUCUGAUCCGUCCGCAAUGUCAAACGUCGCCCAAUUCACCUUAAGAUUAUCCCAAAUUAACGACUCUCCUCUCUGCACUCACAACCACAGCUCCCCCGCCAUCGUCUUCUCCGUCGGCGGCUACGCCGGAAAUUACUUCCACGACUUCUCCGACAUUCUUCUUCCUCUUUUCCAGACUUCCCUUACUUUCCAUGGAAAAGUUCACUUCCUCGUAAGUAACUUCCGUUGGUGGUGGGUGAACAAAUAUCUCGCUAUAUUCCAAGGUCUCUCACAGUAUGAAAUCCUCAUAUUCAAUGAAGCUGAUAAUAAUAGCUCAGCCAUUCACUGCUUUCCCAAAGCAAUAAUUGGCCUUCAUAGCAACAACGAUUUGAUGUUAAAGAAAGGAGAUUCUAUGGUUCAGUUCACAGAGUUUUUGAGAAGAGCUUAUUUGCUUGAAAGAAAAGAGCCUAUUAAACCAGAAGAACUAGGUGUGAAAAAGCCAAGGCUUUUGAUUAUAGCUAGAAGUCAUACCAGGAGAUUUGUGAAUUUGGAGAAGAUAGUGAAGAUGGGAGAGAAGUUGGGGUUUGAGGUAUUGGUGGCUGAAGCAGAAGGGAAUGUGGUGAGGUUCGCACGUGUGGUGAACACGUGUGAUGUCAUGAUGGGAGUUCAUGGUGCCGGGCUUACUAACCUUGUGUUUUUGCCAACUAAUGCUGUGUUCAUACAAGUAGUUCCAUGGGGGAAGUUAGAUUGGAUUUCGAACACUUAUUUUAAGGAACCAGCGAUUAGUAUGAAGCUGAAGUAUUUGCAGUAUGAUAUAAAGGAAGAGGAGAGUACUUUAAUGGAGAUUUAUGGAAGAGAUGAUCCAGUGUUCAGAGAUCCUUACAGUAUUCAUAAGCUCGGAUGGGAGAGGAUGAAGGCGAUAUAUUUGGAGAAGCAGAAUGUGAAGCUUAAUGUGAAAAGAUUUAGAGGAGUUUUGGUUGAGGCUAUGAAGCUUUUGAGGCAGAGGUAGAGUUGGAGUGGCAGAGUGUAUAUGGAAAUUGUUUUGUAUUGUUUUUUUUUUCAUGAAUUUAUUCAUGUUUAUUGUUACUGUACCUAGUUGAAUUAUACAUACUGUUACAAGGAGAAGUGUGAGGAAGAUAAGAAAAUGUAUUGAUCUGAAUAAAAAAGCUGUGAAAAUCAUACAUAAUAGCUAUAAGAUCUAUCUCUUAUUAAAAGGAGAUGGAAUCAAUGCAUUGAGAAAUGGAUAGUUUAAAAUAAA